This is a messenger RNA of Lytechinus pictus (painted urchin), 3666 nucleotides long. RefSeq names its product 2-Hydroxyacid oxidase 1-like. Gene Ontology annotation, molecular function: oxidoreductase activity; FMN binding. The transcript is spliced from 8 exons. The coding region runs from base 268 to 1380 and encodes 370 amino acids. The record is from RefSeq and is a predicted model, not a curated record. Lineage: Eukaryota; Metazoa; Echinodermata; Echinoidea; Temnopleuroida; Toxopneustidae.
GAGUUAACCUUAAUUUUUUAGGUUAGAUUUAGCUCCAGGCUAGCGCUAGGCCACAGGAGUUGAAUAUUUUAAAUCCCAUUUGAUUCGAAACUCUACAAAAACCGUAGGAUUUAUAAUAUAACGUCUAUUUUUCUCAAGUCCAAGAUCAAACAUAAAAUGAUUAUCCGAAUUUUUAACCAUUUAAAUAGGAGAUGUUGAAAACAAAAACACUUAAAUCUUUUCAAAAGACUACAUUCCUGGUACAGGUAGUUGUAGAGAACUCGAAUCAUGGACGCCGCGGUUUGUCUCCAAGAUUUUGAAGAUUUUGCUACCAAAUACCUCCCAAAGAAUGCUCUUGAUUAUUAUAGGAGUGGUGCAAAUUCCGAACAAACAUUGAAAGAUAAUCGAAGCGCAUUUGAAAGACUGAGACUUUAUCCCCGUAUCCUUCGAGAUGUGUCUGUACGUGAUAUGUCAACGACUGUCCUUGGUCAACGGCUCCCCUAUCCCAUUGCUAUCGCACCUACAGCUAUGCAGAGAAUGGCCCAUGCAGAUGGGGAAGUGGCAACAGCACGAGCUGCUACAGCAAUGGGCACCGGUAUGAUCCUCAGUUCCUGGUCUACCAGUAGUAUUGAGGAAGUUGCAGAGGCUUCUGGGAAGGGACUAAGAUGGUUCCAGCUCUACGUGUACAAGGAUAGAGAGGUCACCAGGGACCUGGUCAAGCGUGCAGAGAGGGCGGGCUACAAGGCCAUUUUCGUGACGGUGGAUACGCCCAUGCUCGGGAAGAGACUGGCUGAUAUCAGGAACAAGUUCUCUUUACCGGAGCCACUAAGAAUGGCAAACUUCACCUCCGAGCUUAUCGAGUCUUGUGUACGUGGAUCAUCCAGUUCAGGUCUAACAGAGUAUGUAGCAUCACUGAUUGAUCCUACGCUAAGCUGGAAGCACAUUGAAUGGUUGAAGACUAUUACAUCAUUACCGAUCAUUCUCAAAGGUGUCCUCACAGCUGAGGAUGCACGAGAAGCAGCAGCACACAAUGUAGCAGGCGUGGUCGUAUCCAAUCAUGGAGCUAGACAGCUUGAUGGGGUUCCAUCUACAAUUGAUGCCUUGCCUGAGGUUGUUGAUGCUUUAAAAGGCACCGGGUUGGAGGUUUAUCUGGAUGGUGGCGUCAGGACUGGAACAGAUGUUCUAAAGGCGAUAGCCCUCGGAGCGAGGGCGGUAUUCGUUGGUCGACCAGCAUUGUGGGCUUUGGCAUACAAUGGUGAGGCAGGAGUGAAGAGAAUGAUUGAAAUUUUAAGGGAUGAGUUUAGUCUUGCCAUGGCUCUUUCAGGUGCAACAAAUAUCUCAGAAAUCAACAGGAGAUUAGUCCGAAGACAAUCGCCAUCUUAUACCUCUUCAAAACUGUAAUAGAACUUAUCUGGAACCCAUAACAAAAAAGCUAACAAUUGACCUUAGGGUUGAUUUUGCCCAUUGAUCAUGCGCAAUGGUCAUUGCAAUCAAAUGUAGAAAUCAGCCCUACGGUCAGUUGUUAUGCUCAAUGUUACCGGGCACUGGUCAUCGUAUAUUCCUCUAUACAAAUAAUUAAAAACGAAUGUAUAUUUUUUUACUGCCAUUGUCAAAUCAGUGAUAUACAUUAUAAUGUAAUUGUGUGCUGUAGUUUGAAAGAUGUGUCUGUUGAUGGGCAUGUGACCAUUUAGUGUUUGAAUCAUUCAUUGUGCAUGCAUUUAAUGUAAGGUUAAAAGUGAACGAGGAGCACUCCACCUGGGAGUUUAAAAAAAAAGUCAGUUCUGACAGGUUCAUUGAAAUCCUUCAGUUUGGUUGGCUGAAAAGCAGUGGUCUUUGACUGUUACUAUGGUAACUGCCAAAGAAUGAAAACUUGUCAGUGCUGAGAAAUGAUGCCCAUAUCUCACUUUAAUCAGCAAAGUGGGUUUUUAAAUGAACUCAUUUGACAUAUCUCCACACCAUUUACUUACUGCAAUUUGAAGAGAAUAUAUCUCUUAACUUAUUCCAAUGGAGUUGAUGAUAAUAUAAGUACCUUACAGUUUAUUAAGAUUGUAUGAUGUGAGGCAGUUCAGAACUUUAGAUUAUUGAAAACAUGUAUAUUUUUUUUCAUGUAAUAUAUCUUGGCCUCUACAACAUUAAUGUACAGGUAAACUUGUGUGAGUAGAUUUUCAAUAUGUCCAAUAUUCACCCAUGGCAAAGCAGUUUUUUAGACCACAUUAUGCAAAACGAGUUUUAUAGACCUCAUCAAAUUUCUCCUCAGUCUAUCAGAUUUCCGUGAUCCCAAAAGAUUUGACUUCAGAAAAGUUUAUUCAUAAAUAUCAAUGACUGACUGGCUGACUUAGGUGCAUAGGACGGUGUGUCUCCUACUGGUGAUCCUUUUCCAUUCAACUGGGCGUUGUGGCGUGCGCCUGUAAUCCAAGCUAUGUGGGGAAGUUACAAAUUGAUGCAGAGGUUCGAGGUUCGAGCCCUGGUCACGUAUUUCGAAUGGUGACGUUAAAGGUCGGUCCCAGACAUAAAUAAUCAUAUCUGAUUGAUACACGUCUGACAAAACUCAAAUACACACACACACUUUUCCAUUCAGUUCUACCCUGGGCUAGGUCUUCAGAAUCCUGUGAGUCCCACAUCACUUCUGACUUGGUCCCUCCAUCUGGUAUGGGGACGUCCUGGUGGUCUCCUCUUUUCAAAGUCAUUCCUGUAGGCCUUGACAAAUAUACUUUUAUCUUGGACAUCUCGAAAAAUCAAGUUAAACUUGGGCAUUUUAGACUUUGUGGACAAUUUAGACUUGUGAAAUGAUAGUGUAAAAGAGAAGAUAAGUGAUGUACAGUAAGAUCAUAUUAGGCAUCAGAAAUGUUAGGUUUGAAUAUGCAUACUGCUGAUCGGUAUGAGUAUAUCAUGUCAAGUACAUAGGUAUUCACUUGCUACACUGUGUACUUCUGACAAAUUGGCAAUAUCAUGUAUCCUCAUGACUAGAGUAUUUUUUAACUUCAAUCAUAUUCAUUUUAUUAUCCACUGUGUGAAUAUUCAUUUUAUGGAAUUUGUAUUGUGAUUAUAGGACAACUCCCCUCCCCCAAGAGGGCAUCUUUCCCAGGGCUUGUGCCUUCACAUCCGUUUAUCACAUCUGGUCGGGCAAUAGUGUAAUCCAGCCAUGCCCAACCAUAUUCUCGCAAGGUCGGGUCCAGUUUACCCAAUGUUUUGUGAAAAUUAUAAGCUAAAUAUACAUAAGGGUUGGAUCAAAUUGGACCUUUCUGGAAUUUAAGGGGCCCUUUUCUUGAAUGGUCAAGUUAUGUGGUUGCCCAACCACAUACAAUAACCCGAUGUUGUGGCUCAAGUCCUUUCCCUGUGACUGGCUAGUUAUCCUCAAAGGAGUUGUCCUUCGGGUGAGGUGUCCUCUAGGGAGACUUUCCCCCAUGGAAACAUUUCUCCAUGGGAGGUGCUGACUGUGCUCCACUGGAUUUUCAUGUGGGGAUUGCCUUGUUUGCUCGAUAAUGUGUAGUUUGUAUAAUUCAUCUGAAAUUACCUCAUGACAUGAUGUUUUGAUUUCGAGGUUUAUUUUUAAUAUUUAAAUGUACUAUCGUCUAGAAUCAUGCCUUAUGUCAUUCUAUUCUUGACACAUAUAAAUAUUGCAAUAUAAACAAAUUAUAUUCUGUAUGUUGGGGAAAAAAUAAAUGGUUCACAUUUAUAUGUCAUAAA